AUGUCCUUCAAAUUCGACUGGGAAAGUCUGCGUGACGAGUCGUUCUAUGAGCGCGCUAAGACGAUCCUCGCGGACGCGCUGAACUCGGACUCCAAGCCGCCCAUCAUCGUGGACGACAUCACCGUCAAAGACCUCGACCUGGGCGACGAAAGCCCGUUUCUUGAGAUUCUGGAAAUUGGCGACAUGGCAGACGACCGGUUCAGAGGCAUCUUCAAGCUGAAUUACACGGGCAACGCCAGCCUGACACUGACCACAAAGGUCCAAGCCAACCCGCUCAACGUGUACCGACAGAGCUUUGACCAGAGCUCGUUUGUGGCACCACAGUUCCUCGCGGCCGGCAGCUCUCUGGCCAUUCCGCUCAACCUGACACUCUCCGACAUCCGUCUCUCGGGAAUCAUCAUUCUGGUCUUCUCCCGAGCCAAGGGCCUGACUCUGGUGUUCCGAAACGACCCGCUGGAGAGUAUCAAGGUGUCCUCAACCUUCGACGCCAUCCCCCCGCUUGCCAAAUUUCUCCAGGUCCAGAUUGAAAACCAAAUCCGAGGCCUGUUCCGGGAAUUGCUACCGGGCAUCAUCCACAGACUGUCGCAAAAGUGGGUCACCAGAGACGAGACAAAGUCCAACAGCAACACGGUCAUGUCUCCCCACGUGACCCAACCCCCCUCGCCAAAGCUCAAACCCGUGUCCAUCAUGGACAUCAACCCGGACCUGCCUGCGCUGUCGCCUACUAACAUGCUCAAGAUCUCUGCGCUGUGCGCCUCCCAGCGAACCCUGUCGCUCUUUACCCCCUCCAUUUCCGAUGCAGUCUACCGGUCCAACCUGGAGCAAUUUGACGUGGUCGACGAGGAGUCACAGUUCCAGAGCGAGGACCCGUACGAUAUUGUGCGUAUCCAGAGCAGAAACUACUACCGGCAUAACCACCAGGCUCCCAAGAGACGAACCAUCAAGUACAAGCGCAAGUCGAAGAAGACUGACGAGGGCGACAAUGCUUCCACCGAGGUCACCACUCGAGAAACAACCCCGUUGCCCACCUCCUCCACUCCGCUUGAGACGUCCACUCCCUCUAGAGAGGUCAUUCGAGAAGUCAAGGAGAAGUUGCUGGCUGAGCCGUCCUCGGUGGUCAUGUCCCCGUCUGAAGAGAAGACUACUCUGCGAUCCAUCCCGCCUCCCCUAGAACUAUCUCCUCCCUCUCUGGAUCUGUCCAUUGACACUUCUCUGCGGCCCUAUGCUUCCAGAAACAACACCCCCGAGAAGAAGGAGAAGCCGCAGAGACCUGCAGGGCCCAGCAAGAGAAACACACUGCCUGCGCCGACAAAGAAGGGUCCUGGGUUCUUUUCGUCGAAUCUAGCGGGUUAUGAUGUGCCCCCUCCGGCCUAUUCGGGUUAA
Yarrowia lipolytica CLIB122 is the source of this 1383-nucleotide messenger RNA. RefSeq lists its product as uncharacterized. NCBI's taxonomy places the organism in Eukaryota, Fungi, Ascomycota, Dipodascomycetes, Dipodascales. Gene Ontology annotation, molecular function: lipid binding. Gene Ontology annotation, cellular component: ERMES complex. Gene Ontology annotation, biological process: phospholipid transport; mitochondrion organization. The record is from RefSeq and is a predicted model, not a curated record.